AUGAACAAAAAUGCGCUUUUUAAAGGUCGCAGCACUCUUGUUGCCAUGGUAACAACGACUGCUUGUUCGAGGCCUGGGGCCUCAUUUUCAUACAAAAACGUCGCAAAAAAAGAGUGAAAUGUUUAUUUCUCUAUCUCAAGCUAAAUACAUCAUUACAAAUUGGUACUUCUACCAUACAUAGUGACAUCAUUCGUCUUCGCUUUGAUUUAUUCAAUUUUCCCUGAGAGUGAAUGUAAACACACCAGUAGAUUAUUCAUCUCGGUACACUUUCGGUCAUUUUUGUUAUCUAGUAAAACAGGGAAAACGUUUAUCUGAAUUUCUCCAAAAGUACACCGAUUCUGGAACUGAAACUAUCCACCUAGCUGGUUAUAAUAUUCUAGUUUUUAAAUAUGAAAAAUCUCUGCGGGUCUGCCUCUACUUUUUAUAGGGGCAAUUCGCGAAAAAAGCUCGAAAUCAGAUAAUUUGCGUAAUUUGCAUAAUUUGGCGAUGUUUACAUCUAAUGUUCUCAACAACAAAUGUUUCAGAAAAAUGAAAUAUGCGAGGCUUUGAAAGAAUGUUAUCUUAUGAGCAAUAACCUGAAGAGAAAUCUCGCCUCUAGUUGUCAUCUUUUAGAGAGGAAAACCUUGACUGAACGCUCGUAAACACUGAGAAUCUAAGAGUAUAAAUCGUAACUUGUCAGCCGCAGUACUACAUGUAAAACCCAGUUGCAAUUAGCAAUUUGAGCGACAUAGGCAUCUCCUUACAAAGAGCAGAUUCGAGCAGUUAUCAUUUCCUUGUGACAGGAACUAAGAUAUUUCAAAUCAUCUGAAAACUGUCAGAAAGCUGUUAAAAAAUUUGCAUAAGAUAUGACGAGGAAAGACUUAUCACUGCCGCAGUGCUAUCGAGUCAAUCAAUGUUUUCUUCCAUGACUUGAUAGAGAAAAAAUUAUAACAAAGUUCGAAAUAAAAGAUUUAAUGAAAUAAUAAUGUCACAAUUCCACCUUUCAAACAACUUAUUAUCCACAUGCAAAUCGCAAGUUGUCACUUGAACGAAACUCUCCAUGGUUAAUAUGUAAUCUGGAUUGCUUCAUGUCCUUCAGGGAAAAGAACAGCGAUUUCAUCACCAUUAUUUUCCAUACUUUUCUCCCGGAUAUCUUUUAUAAGCUUAAAGAAAGAUGAAUAUAACGCAAUCUCUCAGUGAUCUACCCGAGAGGAAGUUUUAAUUUAUGCAAUAUGUUUGAGUCGGUUCUGUCUUCUGUAAAUACAAGAAUCGACAAGGUUGUCAAAUCUGUCGCGGAACUAAAAGCGAGCCUAGAAUAUUCACAACAAGAUAUUGACGACUUGAAGGAAGCUGCAGACGCCAUAGACGAAAUGGAAGAAGAACUUGAUGACAUCCAAACAGGGUUACAUAAACAAGAAGAAAAAUUGGUAUACCUUGAGAACCAAAGCCGUAGAAACAAUGUCCGCAUCGAUGGAAUUCCCGAACAACACAACGAGACCUGGCUGAAUACUGAAACAAAGGUGAAGGAAGUACUACAGGAGAAACUAAACCUGAGCUUUGAGCCGAUGAUCGAGCGAGCGCAUCGCACCGGAGCAAGACCAAGAUCAGGUGCUGCUGAUGGUAUCAACACACGCCCAAGAACCAUUGUGUGUCGUCUGCGCGACUGGAGGCAGAAGGAUGAUAUUCUUAGAGCCGCCCGAAGGAUAAAACCAUCUGGUAUAUUUGUGAAUGUCCCCCGGAUAUCUUUUAUUUCCAACUUCCUAGAGGAAUUAGAUUGUAUUGAUUGGCUCAAAUAGACGAAAGAUGAAUAUAACUAAAGCUUACAAUUUUCUUUGAAGAAACUCAGUGAUCUACCUGUCAAGCAGAAAAACAAACUAUACAAGAGGAAGUCAAAAUUUGUCGAAUUUAAUAACGUUAGAUCUGCCCCACAGGGGAUUCCCUGUGGGGUGCCUCAGUUCUAUUCUUGGUCCCUUAUUUUUAUCCUGUAUGUUAAUGAUUUGAACAAUGCUUCCCUGCUUGAUGCAAUCUUGUUUGCUGAUGAUACAAACUUAUUUAUCUCCCAUAAUGACCCUGUUUACCUAAUUAACACAUUAAAUAGAGAAUUAAACUCUUUAAUUUUCCCUGAGGGUACUUUUUAUGUUUUCAUUCAAGAACUCUACACUCCCUUCCAAAUUCAAUAACUUUUUUUACUGAAUAGUCAAAUCCACAAUUAUAAUACUAGGAAUGGUCCUUCCGUUUUGCCACUGUGCAGAACGAACACAAGGAAGUUUUCCGGCUCACCAGGAAGAAAAAGGAGAUCGUUAGGUCUAAUAACGUUAGUCUGUGGAGAUUAUCAAGCUAAUAACUGAGAAGAUUGUGCCCUUUGGUUCAUCAGUGACAGCAUUAAUUAUUUCAAAUCUGUAUUUCUCGGUCCAGGCGACACCAAAAAUAGUUCCUUUGUAAUUUUGUAUGCACUUUCGAUAGUAUUUUAUUGUCAAGGGAAACAAAUCUCAAGGCUCAAAGCCAAUAUAACGUUCGAGCACGUGAAAGACUCCCUGAAAAAAGCUAAAUUUUGGAAAUUGAUUGUGAUGAAAUCCCUGUUCCGUUUUCCGAACUGCAGGGAUACUGAGUAGUUCAAAAUCUCCACUUUGAGAUGAUUUUCGCGCGGGUCGUACAAAUUGCUAUUGUGGCGACUGGGUUUUACACGUAUUACUGCCGCUGACAAGCUGCGAUUUCUGCUCUUAGAUUCUCAGUGUUUACGAGCGUUCAAUUGAGGUUUUCUUCUUUUUUUUUGGUUGUUUUUACUUAGAAUGAGCGGGAAUCUGCUGAUAUAUACAAAAAUGUCCAUUUCUCGUCUUCUUUGGGGCGAUCGAUGGAAACUUCAUGGAGAAAUACAGCGUUACGCAAUCGUAACAACGUACAUGUUUAUGACAAAUGACCGGUGUGAGGAUACUUUCGUGUAGAUCAGCAGACUUCAACAUGUUUCAAAUGACAUACAAGUAUAUCAGUGUAUCUUCAGAGGACUUCGGAUUGCUCAAAUUCCCAUGAAAGAAGGUGCAGCACUCGGAAUCUGGAUGAUAUGCACACAAUUUGAGGUAUAUGUUUGUAGUUACGUCGAGUAG
Messenger RNA from Pocillopora meandrina, 3080 nucleotides. The record is from the annotation of a GenBank genome assembly. Lineage: Eukaryota; Metazoa; Cnidaria; Anthozoa; Scleractinia; Pocilloporidae.